AUAAAAUGUCAUUCAUUGUCAAAAAUUUCUGAUCGUAACAUACAUUUUUUGUCAACUUUCUCAAAAUUCUAGUGAAAUGAAUUGAAGAAUAGGAAUAUUCAAAGAUGGCUAAGAAUAUGAAUGAAGCUUUCUCAGGUAAUAUCAUGAACACAGAUCUUCCACAAAAACAACAGAGUGAACCAAACUCCUCUGUUGAUGGGCACCUUCCGGAAGAAUCCGUAAUCGAAAAAAACACUAUAGCAGAUUCAGAACAUCAAAGUGAUUAUGGACCUGAUAUAAUAAUGAUGGAAGGCUAUGAAAUUGCAUCCGAAGAACCGAAUUGUCAAAAUGAAGAUUCCUCUGCUUGGUUAUCUAGAUGCUAUCUCGGAAAUAGUAUUCUCAUAUUCAAAAGUUCAUCUUUAGCAAAUUCUUCAGAAAAUGCUAUACAGAACAAACCAGGUUUCAAGCUCCACAUCACAUACAAAGUACUUCAAGCUGAAACGAAAUUGCUAUCGAAACUGUUGAAAUGUCAUGGAGUCACUGAAGUAGCUCCUAAUUCCUCAGACUUCAAUCUUUUGUGGACUGGAUCUCAUCCGAAACCUGAGACUCUCAGAGCUCUAGCAUCACAUCAACGAGUCAACCACUUUCCUAGAUCUUAUGAACUCACUCGGAAAGACCGCCUUUAUAAAAAUAUUGAACGGAUGCAACAGAUCAAAGGUCUCAAACAUUUCGACUUCAUUCCGCAAACUUUCAUUAUGCCAUACGAAUACAGGGAACUAUGUACGACUCAUCUGAGAAUCAAAGGGCCUUGGAUUGUCAAACCGGUAGCUUCAAGUAGAGGAAGAGGUAUUUUCCUUGCUGAAACACCAAACCAAGUACCUGCAGAAGAAAAUUUAGUCGUAGCUAAGUAUAUUUCUAACCCCCUCCUAGUAGCCGGUAGGAAAUGUGAUCUGAGGCUUUAUGUAGUAGUUACCAGCUUCGAUCCUCUUCUUAUAUACAUUUAUGAAGAAGGAUUAGUACGAUUUGCAACGGUGAAAUAUGAUUCCAAUCAUAAGCAGUUAUGGAAUCCUUGUAUGCAUCUAUGUAAUUAUAGUAUCAACAAAUAUCACAGUGAUUACUUGAAAUCAGAUGAUCCUUCUGCAGAAAAUGUUGGUCAUAAGUGGACUCUCAGUGCUCUCUUGAGAUAUCUCAAGUCUGAAGGAAGAGAUACCUUAUUACUGAUGUCCCAAAUAGAAGAUUUGAUAAUAAAAGCUAUAAUAGCCACUGGCAACUCAAUAAUAACUGCUUGUAAGAUGUUUGUUCCUCAUGUUAACAAUGCUUUCGAGUUAUUCGGGUUCGACAUAUUGAUAGACAAAAAUUUGAAGCCAUGGCUGUUAGAAGUUAACUUGUCACCGUCAUUGAAUUGUGAUAGUCCGCUAGAUGUGAGAUUAAAGGCUGCAAUGUUAGCAGAUCUCUUGACACUUGUUGGUAUCCCAGCCGUUGAUCCGAUGAUGAUCAAUUCAGGAAGUCAUAGUCAGCAAUGUGAUUCCAAUUUCAAACUGAGAAAUGGGCAGCUACCAAUGAAUAAAAUCUUCAAUGCAUCUAGUCAUUCUUUAUCUGAAGAAAAUAAUGUGGUUAGGAAUGCUAUGGCCCAAUUUCAAAGAAGAGGAGGAUUUGUUCGAAUUUUUCCAGCUAGUGACAGUUGGGACCAUUAUUCACAAUAUUUAGACCCAUCAAGUGGAAUCCCCAUAUCAGGAAUACCUACAACCAAUAUAGGAAUUGGCACUUCUUACAAUUACAAUCUUAUACUUCACAAGAAUCUAUAUCCUGAAAUUAUUCUUGGACCAAAGCAUAUAUCAAACUGUGAGAAGAAAAAUGUGGAUCGAAAAAUUGAGCCGCAAAUGAGCAGAAGUUCGAAAGAAAGACAGAACAGAUAUGAAAGGAAGUCUAUCAGAGGAUCAAAUUUAACGGUAGUACCUACUGAUGUUAUCAAGGAGUUUCCCAAUUCAGGAUUGAAAUCGAUCCUAGACAUGUUGAAGAAUGGUAAGAGAAUAACACAAUGUGAUGCAAGAAAAAUUUUCAGUCGUUAUUUGGUUUGUGUUUUGAAGAACAUCGUUGAAAGACCUGACAAAUCAGAAUACAUAGAAAUGGUUUUGAAAUUCCUGCAGCGAGCGUCGCAUUUUUUGAAGUCCCCAUUGAAUAUUUUUCUACCUCAGGAUGAGUUGAAUUUCAAAGAUAAGGCCGCAAUGGUAGCUAAACAAUUGAGUGAUUUUUUGUGCUUGUAUAAUAAUGAAACUGAACUUUUCGUUGAUAAACAAGAAAUAGUAGCCCAAAUUCCAUCCAAAUUAAUCGACGAAUUUUUAAAGAAUGCUAGAGAAAGUGAAUUGGAGGAGAUUCUGGUGUACCAAACAAUGAGAUGUCGAAUGACUUCAGUAUCACAUGUGAACUCAAAAAGUAUUCAUAUAACGCCUAGAUCUCGUGGUACUAAGACUCCAACAGUACCCAAUAGAAGUAAGAAAUCGAAGGUUCUUGUUGCAUCUUGAUUUCAGAAUUGUAUAAUAUGAGUACUAGGUCAACAAUCUCAUCGGUGAUUGACAGUGAUGUGUUGAAGUUUCAGAUGAAUAAAAGUUUAUAAUCUA
This is a messenger RNA of Phaedon cochleariae (mustard beetle), 2597 nucleotides long. The record is from the annotation of a GenBank genome assembly. Lineage: Eukaryota; Metazoa; Arthropoda; Insecta; Coleoptera; Chrysomelidae.